CUGAUUUGAAGUCUUGCUGGAGAAGCCUGAAAAAGAAGAGCAAGGCGGUAUCAAAACAGCCUCAGAUAGUAGGUGACCUUCGGUGUUGGCUUCCUGCAGAAUCCAGAGAAACAGACCUGCUCAGCGGGAUGGGCUGGAAGCUCACACAGCAGCAGUUUGUGGCCCUUCUGUGGAAGAGGCUGCUGAUUGCCAGACGGAGUCGGAAGGGAUUCUUUGCUCAGAUCGUCCUGCCAGCUGUGUUUGUCUGCAUUGCCCUGGUGUUCAGCUUGAUCGUGCCCCCCUUUGGCAGGUACCCCAGCCUGGAACUUCAGCCCUGGAUGUACAACGAACAGUACACAUUUGUCAGGUGCGUGUUUGCCUUCUGUGCCCCAGGAGAGAAGAGAGCUCAGGCAGACCAAGUGUUGACACUGCUGAGGGCCAAGGGGAUGUGGACUCAAGAGUAAC
Messenger RNA from Mustela lutreola (European mink), 444 nucleotides. Its product is annotated as phospholipid-transporting ATPase ABCA1-like. The record is from RefSeq and is a predicted model, not a curated record. The coding region runs from base 129 to 443 and encodes 104 amino acids. Lineage: Eukaryota; Metazoa; Chordata; Mammalia; Carnivora; Mustelidae. The transcript has 2 exons.